CCCAUAACAUUUGGCUUUUUUCAUAUCCACAUUUUCCACUUAUGCUAAAAUAUCCUUUGCAAUUAACCGAUCGAUUCUUCCUCUUCAGAGAGCACGAACCCUAGCUACAGAUCGAUUUACUCCGUCUGCAUACUCUGUCGCCUUACUACGCCUGGCCGCCUUACUCCUUCUUCUCGCUAGGUAUUCCUCUUGAGCGGAUGACAUAGUGCAGUGGACUCUCGACGGACAUAUCAGGAAUCAGCAGAGGCGAUAUCUUCUCAAGAAACAAUAGCAGACCAAACACUUCUCCUACUCAUCGGCGGAGCGCUGCUGCCAGAUUCGAACUGAAGGAGCGUCUUGAUGGCUAGCAGAGCCAUAUCCGCUGCAGCGACAUCAAUGGAGACAUGUGUACCCAUCCAACUGAUACUGAGCCGUCUCCGAUGUCGUCUAUCUAAGAAACGGCCUGCAGAGGAACAUAACAUGAAUUCGAAUCUGCGAUGGUAGCAGAUUCGUAAGGCCUUUGUUAAUACUCUGCGAUCUAGGAACGAAUUGGAAGCUGUGUUCAGACGGAAUAUUGGAAGAAAAUUAAGUUCGUUAUGCUUUCCAUAUUUUGUGUGUCUGGCGAAGAAUAGAAGCUAGCAUUUCCAGAAAUUUGUUUGUCAGACGAAGAAGGCUUCACAAAUUGUCCAGGUUGAUUGUUUUUCACUUCAUUCCAUUGCAAUAAUGUGUUAAAUAUGGCUAAACCAUACUUGAUGUGCAGAGAAUUGAUCGUCAGUUUUGGAUUGGUUUAUUAAUGGAAGUUUCUUUAAUUGCGGUUUUGCUAUUCUUCUGUCUUUUAGGCUUCAGCCUAGGGCUUUCUGCUUCUCUAUGUCUUUGUUUUGUUUGUUUUAGAAGCUCUGUAAUAGAUUUCUCUUUUCCCCUUAUCUCCAUUGUUAUGUUGUUUUUUAAUUUGAGAACUGAAACAGUGUUUGUUUGCUAAUGUGGUGUUAGUUGAUAUUAUAAAAUGGGAAAUGAAAUUGCCAUUAGUCUCUUAAGAUUUAUAGUUUUCUCGAGUCACAUUAGAUUAAGGUGACUUUCUGCCUUUGUAAACCUGGAAAUAUUUUAAUCUACUAUGCAUACACAUACUCCUUUCCUACCUUUGUUUAAUUCCAUAGCUUGUGUGUUGAAAUAAUGCUUAGUCCUUACUCAUUUUUGGGUGUUUUUUCUUUUUCUUUUGGGAGUUGUCGUGAAUAAUUGAAUACCUCUUGUGAUCUUCUUCCCAUUUUUGCCUUUUGAAUUAUCUUGAAAUGAUUGCAUACUAGAUCUAUUUAUCCUAAUCUAUAUAUUGAUAGUUUAGUUUUAUCUAUUUUCUAUAGUGGAAGUUAAGGUCAAAUAAGUUGCGAUUAAGGAACUGUAGUUCUUUGUUACUUUGAGGUGGAAGUGUAGGUUUUAAAAAUAGAAUUACGUUUUUGUACUUUUGAUUUAUACAAAAUCUUUGAUACAUCCUUUGGUGAAGGUGUUUCGGUCUUCCAGAUUCACUAGACACUUCCACGCUUCAGGCUAUGAGCUUCCGAGUGGAUUCCUAGGUUUCAAUUCAGCAGUCCAGCAGUCCAGGUAAAGGCAUCUUCUCCACUCUCCAGCAGUCCAGAUUGCACCGAUGUAGCUGAUGGAAAAUGCAAGUGUGCUACUGGAUUGCAGCUACCUGGUAUCAUAGAUGAAUUAUUCUCCUACACUGGUCCACUUGGUGCUGUUUUUUCAUGUCAAGCAAUUUCUCUUUACCUCUGGGCACCAUCUGCAACAGUACAGACUAUUCAUUUUUUGUCUUUCCCCAUGUUUUUUACAUUGCUUUUGUCACUCUUUAUUAUGGAGUACUAUGCAUACGAAAGUCUCUGUCUAUCAUCACACUACCUUGCGGAUUGAGAAACCACUAACUUGUGAUCCGUACUCAAGAGGGUAUACUGGUGUCUUUGUUUAAUAAGUGUGUUGAUAUAUAUGUUAAAACUGUUAUCAAUUUUCUUAUACUGUCUUGUUACAUUGUUAGUUGAUCUUGAGUGUGAUUAUUUAAAGCCUGAAGGAUGGGAUAAUCUGGGGAAUGAGAAACCAGAUGUGCUUUCCACAUCUGACAUCAGUAUUUACGAAUUGCAAAUACGGGAUUUUAGUGUCAAUGACCAUACUGUGCAUUCUGAUUUCCGAGGUGGUUAUCUUGCCUUCAAUUUGCAGGACUCAGCUGGUGUCCAUCUUAAGAGAUUGUCCGCUGCUGGAGAUGUACAUGGUCUGGUCGCACCAAAACAAGAGGGCCAGUCUUAAGAAAAAGCCUUAUUCUCAGGAAUAAGUAUAAGUGUAUAACAAGGGAUUCAGUGCAACUGCUAAUGUUUCCUAGUGGCGUUGGCAGUAUAAGAAUGAUGGCUUCAUUUUGUGUAGAAGAAAAUGUGAUGUCUACAUAUAAGAAGAAUGUGAACGCCUUGUGAAGCAUGGUGUAAAAGUUGGAUUAGUCAGCGUUUUGUUCUUUUGUGAUAUUUAUUGUUUUGGGGAUGCCCCUAUGAAUUAUGUACUAUGUACAUUCACAUUUAUGUGAGAAUUUGAGAUAUAAAUAAAAAACUUUGAUAUUAUGGUU
Molecule: messenger RNA, 2572 nt
Organism: Cuscuta europaea
Lineage: Eukaryota; Viridiplantae; Streptophyta; Magnoliopsida; Solanales; Convolvulaceae
Source: the annotation of a GenBank genome assembly